AUGUUUAAUCCUUUGCAAUUUCAACGACGACGACGCGCUUCCGAGGAUGACAACAGCAGCGAGGAUGAACGACCUGGUCUGGGGAGACCAAAGGAAACCACAGACGAACAGCCGCUAACCGGCGUGGACAGACAGUAUGGUAUCGGUGCCUCGUUGCUGCGUCAGAUGGGCUACGUCGAGGGAAAAGGGCUGGGAAAAGCCGAACAGGGAAUUGUGGCUCCCAUCGAGACCAAGAUGCGUCCGCGCGGACUGGGUAUUGGUGGGACGGACGAGAAAUCUCCGGAGGAAGACUCGUCUGGCGAUGAGUCUAUGUCAGAGGUGGCAUUUAAAAGCACCUUGCCGUCUCUUUACUCGCUGAUCGAGCAGUUUGAGCAAGUUGGCACUCAUGUGCCUGUAAAAAUCAAAGAAAUGUGCGACAACGGCUCAGAAACAGUCGAAAUAAGAACUGCAUUAGCAGGCAUUCUCGGACAGCUCAAAGACGUGCAGACCAAGAUACAUUCCGCUCAACAGGAGCUGGAGUUACAGAAGAGGAUAGAAGUAGCCUCUAGAGAGCGCCGUCUGGCGCUGCAACGAGUUUUGGAUGGAAACCAUGAGAAGAUCAGAGAUGACGAGGACAGAGAGAUGGCUGCCAAGAUGCUGAUGGCCAAGUUAGAGCCCCGAGUUCGCGCGCUAAUGGACUCAUGGGAUCCUACCGAUCUUGAUUCGAACGUUUCUGAUCAGCUGCUCGGCUACAAGGACGAGUACUCUCUGUUUGAGUCUGAACACGACAAUGCCUACCAAGCUCUAGUGAGUCAGUUAUGGAAGAAGAAGGCUGGCGAAUUCUAUGCCACCAAAUGGUCUGUUUGGCAGCCAAACCUUGGAAUCGCACUAAUCGAGGAUUUUCAGGAACUUGUUUCUGAAGCGGCUGUUGCGCAAAUAUAUGAAGAAGUGUUGCUGCCGAAAUUUAGGGACGAAAUCCGCCUCUGGCAAAUGGGGGAGCCUGGGCCGGAGAAGUGGCUGACAGACUGGCUGAACGUGAUGGAUGAGCGGAUGGUUGAUCAGGUGGUAGCAGACAUUUUCCAGAAAUACGCGGACUGGAUAGUUGUUGGAUGGAACAUAGAAGAACAGCAGCUUCCUGCAAAGAGAAUUCAUCUGAGUCUGUGGCUUGAUCUGUACGGAGACGAGCAGACCCGACAGAAGAUGGAGUCCUCUGUGAUCAAGAGAUGCGUCCAGCAGCUGAGGAAAAGCAAGCUUCAGAAUGCUGACGUUAUGAAGUUUGUCGCUCUUCUACGUGCGAAUGGAGUUCGGUACGAUAAGAUUGACUAUCUGAUUGAAAAUGAAGCCGCUCUCUCUUGGACAGACAAGUUUUACUCUCUUCCAGACGCCAGAGAACAGUACCACUACGUUUUCAACUCACUUGUGCGACUGUAUGCACGGCUUUUUUCGUGCUACCAUUUUCCGCGACUCCAAAAGUACCUGGUUCUGGCACUCGACCACCUCAAUUUCGAGUACAAAACUUCUCUACAGCAGCUCCAGAUGACUGUCCCACCGGAACACCGUUUUGCUUCGCAACGGGAGCCUUCAAUAUCGAAGCUGGUGGAGGCUACCGAAAACCUCAGUUUCAAGCCGCAAAAAAAAACUACCGUCACUCUCAAGCAGCUGCUGGACGACUACUGUCAGGAGCACGACCUUUUCGUCCUGCCCGAGUCUACUCUCAUGGCAGGAAAGGCUAUGUAUCGCGUGACCCGAAAUAUGAAGAGCGGUCUUCUGAUUUAUCUGGACGACGACGUCGUAUGGGCCAAAACCGGAGCAGACUUCGAGCCCGUCGCAUUUGACGAAUUGGAACAUUAUGUACAUUAA
Ogataea haglerorum is the source of this 1839-nucleotide messenger RNA. RefSeq lists its product as uncharacterized. Gene Ontology annotation, molecular function: nucleic acid binding. Gene Ontology annotation, biological process: spliceosomal complex disassembly. The coding region runs from base 1 to 1839 and encodes 612 amino acids. The transcript has a single exon. The record is from RefSeq and is a predicted model, not a curated record. Lineage: Eukaryota; Fungi; Ascomycota; Pichiomycetes; Pichiales; Pichiaceae. Gene Ontology annotation, cellular component: U2-type post-mRNA release spliceosomal complex.